Molecule: messenger RNA, 738 nt
Organism: Emericellopsis atlantica
Lineage: Eukaryota; Fungi; Ascomycota; Sordariomycetes; Hypocreales; Bionectriaceae
Exons: 4
Coding region: 1-738 (245 amino acids)
Source: RefSeq, a predicted model, not a curated record
AUGUCCAAGUUCUACGCCCUCAUCGCAGGCACAGGCGCCGGAACAGGCCGAGCCACCGCUCUUCGCUUCGCGCAGGCCUAUCCGGUCGUUCUCUUUGCGCGAAACCCCAGCUCCUACGAGGACAUUGUCAAGGAGAUUGAGCACAAGGGCGGCCAGGCCGUGGGCAUCACCACCGACGUCAGCGACGCCCAGUCCCUCCGCCAGGCCUUCCAGACCAUUGACCAGAAACUCCCUGGCAGCAAGCUGGCAGCAGCCCUCUACAACGUCAACGGGGGAUUCGCCAAGAAGCCCUUUCUCGAGCUGACUGCCCAGGACUUUGACGGCGCCUUUGACGGGACCGUCAAGGCCUUCUUCAACUUCGCCCAGGAGACACUCCCCCUCCUGCUCACGUCCGUCCCAGACGCGCCGCAGCCCCCGACGCUGCUCAUCACCGGCGCCACCGCCUCGCUCAAGGGCUCUGCGCAGUUCGGCGCCUUUGCCGCCGGCAAGUUCGCCCUCCGCGGUCUGGGACAGUCCCUCGCGCGCGAGUUUGCUCCGCAGGGCGUGCACGUCGCCCACGCCAUCAUUGACGGGCUCAUUGACAUUCCCCGUCUCGACCACAUCACGGUCAACAACGGGGUCGAAGACGGCAAGAUUCGUCCUGAAGCGAUUGCCGAGACGUACUGGCAGCUGCACGUGCAGCAUCGUUCGGCGUUCACGCAGGAACUGGAUAUUAGGCCUUAUGCGGAGAAGUUCUAG